Molecule: messenger RNA, 438 nt
Organism: Penicillium malachiteum
Lineage: Eukaryota; Fungi; Ascomycota; Eurotiomycetes; Eurotiales; Aspergillaceae
Exons: 2
Coding region: 1-438 (145 amino acids)
Source: RefSeq, a predicted model, not a curated record
AUGGCAUUGUCCCAGUCUUCUUGGUUUCAUCAAGGCCCCAUGCGCCGGCUUAGUGAUACAGGCUCGGUCAUCAACCUGACUCAACCUCAACCUACUAGCUGGGUUGUUCUCGACUCUCUGAAAGAAAAUGUUUCGCAAGUGGCCAAACACAAAGUGACACCCGAUGCACCAUCAUUCGCAAGUUUAAAAUUGCGAUAUACUAACAGCGAGAAAACCGCCAAUGCCAUUAUGCGCAUUUACCUUCAAAUUCCAUAUACCAAUACUGAACUUGAGCCACCUACAACUCGAGCUUCCCAGGCCUCACCCUUCAAACCGAAGGAACUAACCAUAUAUCAGAUGCUCAGUGAAGACCCUGCCUACAAGGAAACCACCCAGCCUGAGGACAAUCUUCAAGCUAUCCCCGGUGGGUUUCUUAUCUUUGUGGUCUGGCAACUCUGA